GCGGUGCACUGGAAAAAUCCAUCCGUCGACCCAAAACAGACCCUAAUAAAUAAAAAGUUAACAGUUAUCCUUAGGGCAAGAAAAAGUCUCCUUUUUUCCAUUUGGCCUUCUCUGUAAGUUGCAACAUCCCAAACUCUGUAAAACCCUAAAGCCCUUCAUAUUCUUCAUUCCUUUCCCCCAUAUAUCAAAAUCAAAAUAUAUAGCUUUUGUGGGUUCUCAUGGCCAGCAGAAAACUCGCCAGAGAUCUUUUCCUGUCCAAACAUCUUCUUUUUCGUCAUCAAUUAUUAAUGUCUCAACAGGUUUCGAGUAGACGUACGAGGCUACCGGCGGUGCCUCCAAAUGGAUAUUCGUUUAGACGCGAGUUCGGUGUGCUUAAUGAGUUCUCCAAGAAGAUUAAGGGGGAGGUUGAAAGGAAUCAGGAUUUUCAACAAUCCAUUAAGGAAAUUAAAGAGAAAGCUGAAGGAUUGAAAGGGGUGAAAGAGGAUCUGAAAGUUAGAACGAAGCAGACUACCGAGCAGCUCUACAAGCAUGUAGAUGGUGUCUGGACGGAGGCUGAAGCAAAGGCCAAAAAGGUUUAUGCUGAUGUGGAAGAAAAGAUUUCUGCUGCUAAAGAAGAGGUCAAAGAGAGUUUUGGUGUUGGAAAGCAAGAGCCAACAGGACAAAAUGGAACUUCAGCUAGUCACAGCACAAAUGGAAAAGCUGGAAGCAAGACUGCUUCUGGUGAAGAAAAGCAACAGGGGCAGCAACAAUCUGAAUCUAGUGAUAAUGCCCAAAGAUUGUUCAGCAAGGUCAAGUUUGGUGCUUCUUCCAUCUCUCCAAAGGUUUCAUUAGCAUUCCACAAAUUAAAAGAAGCAAAACCAGUUGACUUGGUGAAGAAGGGUAUUGACAUUGUGAAGGAAGAAUUGAAAGGGAAUCCAAAUAGGAGAAAGCACCUUGAGUAUGAUGCUUCUUCUGCUGCUACCUCACCAAAUACUGAAAGAAGUAGCCGGACUGAUAUUGUUGUGUUACCUUCAAAGCAGUCUCCAUGGAGUAAGAAAUGGGAGGCGUUCAAGAAUAAGAUGCGAGGGCAUCCUGUAUUCAAGCGUGUUAGUGGGUUUAGUGAGCCUGUGAUUGGAAAGAGCCAGGAGAUUGCUGAAGAUAUGCGGGAGAGAUGGGAGACUAGUGAUCAUCCUGUUGUUCACAAAAUCCAGGAUAUCAGUGAAACUGUUCUUGGAGAAUCAGAUGCUGCCAUGUCAUUCAAAGAGAUUCGGCGCAGAGAUCCGACUUUCUCUUUACCAGAAUUUGUGGCUGAGGUUCAAGAAGUGGUUAAACCGGUUCUCAAUGCUUAUUUCAAAGGGGAUAUUGAAGUAUUAAAAAAGUACUGUAGCUCUCAUGUAAUGGAGCGGUGUAAAGCAGAGCAUAAGGCUUUUGAAAGCCAGGGCAUCUUUUUCGAUAACAAGAUUUUACAUAUAUCAGAAGUUGAAGUUCGAGAGACCAAAAUGAUGGGAGACACUCCUAUAAUUAUUAUUGCAUUCCAGACGCAGCAGGUCUACUGUGUUCGUGAUAGACUUGGCUCAAUAACAGAAGGUGGCCAGGAUACGAUCCACACUGUAUAUUAUGCUUGGGCUAUGCAGCAGUUGGAUCCAGAAGAAGUGGGAGAAGGUGCUCCUUAUUCCAUAUGGAAGCUAAGAGAAAUGCAGCAACUGGGUGUCCGGGCCCUCAUUUGAUUUUGGCCAAUGUUCAACUAUUAUCUUGCAAUAUGAAUGAGGAUUUUGUUGUUGAAUCUUGUGUAGCUUAGGAGUUAGAAAAUGGAGGCCCUGAUGCUGACAACUGAGAUAAAGAAAGCACUGAGCUAGAAGUUUACAUAGAAAUUGACCAUUUUUUGGUAGCUUCAGUUUUGGCUUGAAGCAAAAAGGGUAAUGAAUAAGCAUGGGGUAUCUUUCUUAAGACA
Molecule: messenger RNA, 1930 nt
Organism: Sesamum indicum (sesame)
Lineage: Eukaryota; Viridiplantae; Streptophyta; Magnoliopsida; Lamiales; Pedaliaceae
Product: mitochondrial import inner membrane translocase subunit TIM44-2
Biological process (GO): protein import into mitochondrial matrix
Cellular component (GO): mitochondrial inner membrane
Molecular function (GO): protein-folding chaperone binding
Source: RefSeq, a predicted model, not a curated record